Gallus gallus (chicken) is the source of this 954-nucleotide messenger RNA. It is a transcript of the gene H3C31, whose product is annotated as histone cluster 2 H3 family member a. Gene Ontology annotation, molecular function: DNA binding; protein heterodimerization activity; structural constituent of chromatin. The record is from RefSeq and is a predicted model, not a curated record. The transcript has a single exon. The coding region runs from base 49 to 459 and encodes 136 amino acids. Gene Ontology annotation, cellular component: nucleosome. NCBI's taxonomy places the organism in Eukaryota, Metazoa, Chordata, Aves, Galliformes, Phasianidae.
GGCGUCUAUUUCCUGGCGUUGCUCCCUGCCUGGUUGCGUUCUUAAGCGAUGGCGCGUACGAAGCAGACGGCGCGUAAGUCGACGGGCGGGAAGGCGCCCCGCAAGCAGCUGGCCACCAAGGCGGCCCGCAAGAGCGCGCCGGCCACGGGCGGCGUGAAGAAGCCGCACCGCUACCGGCCCGGCACGGUGGCGCUGCGCGAGAUCCGGCGCUACCAGAAGUCCACGGAGCUGCUGAUCCGCAAGCUGCCCUUCCAGCGCCUGGUGCGCGAGAUCGCGCAGGACUUCAAGACCGACCUGCGCUUCCAGAGCUCGGCCGUCAUGGCGCUGCAGGAGGCGAGCGAGGCCUACCUGGUGGGGCUCUUCGAGGACACCAACCUGUGCGCCAUCCACGCCAAGCGCGUCACCAUCAUGCCCAAGGACAUCCAGCUCGCCCGCCGCAUCCGCGGGGAGAGGGCAUAAAGAAAGUUAAGCCUCGAAAGUUAUCUUUAAACGUCUACUUAAAUCAACCCAAAAGGCUCUUUUAAGAGCCACUCCAUCUACAAUAAAAAGAGCUGUAACGCUGCAAUGUAACUGAAAUAGACGCAAAUUUAUACAAUUAUAGAAGCCAAUCUGAGAUGCUUAUAUACAAGCAAAGAAUGAAACGCUAGUCAAUGUACUAAGUAUGUAUAGAGUCGCUAGCAGAGUGCCAUUUGUAUUAGCUUCUCGUUUCAAGUAAUUCAUUUAGGCAUGGAAGUAGAGCUGUGAUGUUUACUUCCAGGAAGGCAACCAAGAACGGUUAAUGUUCAGAGGGGCCGUCCGAAAUGUCCCACCCCUCGGCUCGCUAUGACGCGAACGCUCAACACCCUCUUUUAUGUCUCCCUCUCCCCCUGACUGUGCCGUGCUCGGGCCCUUGGCAACUGUUUAAAAAAAACAGAUCAACAAAAUAGAUAAGAGAUGUCGAGAAAAAGGCCGGAG